AUGGCUCAGCUGGGCGCCAUCUUGACAAUCCGGCGCGUCCCCACCCUGCUCUCGCUCAACCAGGACGCGGACGCCCCUGGGUGCGGCAAUGCCUGCCUGGAGGAGUGCUGGGAGGCGCCAGGUGCCGUCAUUCCGCUGUACACGUACGCGCGGCGCUACUGCAGCAAGCCCAAGCGCACACGCUCAUUUGGCGACCUGCACACCGUCCCCGACAUUGACCCCCCCAGCAACAGCAGCGGCAGCGACAGCGACAGCGAGCCCGACAAGAGCUGCCUGGACCAGCUCCUCGUGGCACAGUGGGAGGAUCGCGCGGAGAGGGGUCUUUUCCGCUAUGACGUGACUGCCUGCGAAACCAAGAUGCUGGCGGGGGAGUACGGCUUCAUUGCACAGCUGAACGAGGGGCGCCACCUGAAGAAGCGGCCCACCGAGUUCCGCGUGGACCAGGUGCUGCAGCCGUUUGACGCCGCCAAGUUCAACUUCACCAAGGUGGACCCCGCCGAGGUGCUCUUCCGCUUUGAGCAGUCAGAGGACGGCCGCUCCGACUACUACGAGCACGCGCCCGUCUCCGACAGCCCCAACGUCGUUAUUAUCAAUGUGAGCCCCAUUGAGUACGGCCACGUGCUGCUGGUGCCGCGCGUGCUGGACUGCCUCCCGCAGCGCCUCGACGUUGACAGCCUGCUCCUUGCGCUGCACUUUGCGCACGAGGCCGACAACCCAUACUUGCGCCUUGGCUACAACUCGCUCGGCGCAUUCGCCACGAUCAACCACCUGCACUUCCAGGCGUAUUACUUGAACGCGCCGUUCCCCGUGGAGCGCGCGCCCACCGUGUGCUUCUCCCCCAAGAAGCGCAAGCGCGCCGUCAAGGUGUGCGAGCUGCGCCAGUACCCGGUGCGCGCGCUUGUCUUUGAGGUGGGCGCCAGCCUGCCGGAGCUCGCCGCCGCCGUGGGCCGCGUCUGCGCGCGCCUGCAGGACCGCAACCGCCCCUUCAACGUGCUCAUUGCCGACAGCGGCGCGCGCGUGUUUGUGUUCCCCCAGUGCUACGCGGAGCGGCAGGCGCGCGGCGAGGUGGCAGCGGCGGUGCUGGACACGCAGGUCAACCCGGCCGCGUGGGAGAUCAGCGGGCACAUGGUGCUCAAGCGCCGCGAGGACUACGACGCCGCCACGCAGGAUUGGGCGUGGGCGCUGCUGGCGGAGGUGUCGCUGGACGCGGCCGCCUUCCACGAGGUCAAGCAGUGGUGCCUCGACGAGGGCGACCCCGCACAGGCGCCCGACGAGGCGCAGCCGCAGCCGCCCAAAGGGGCGGGGGCCAAGGCGGUGCAGCACGCGUAUGACGACGGGGAGCUGGCGCUGUUUGAGGACCUGCUGUACCCCGGCGCGGGCGCGGAGGACGCGGACGGGGUGGUGCCCCAACUGGCGGCGUAG
Messenger RNA from Klebsormidium nitens, 1422 nucleotides. The record is from the annotation of a GenBank genome assembly. NCBI's taxonomy places the organism in Eukaryota, Viridiplantae, Streptophyta, Klebsormidiophyceae, Klebsormidiales, Klebsormidiaceae.